CUGUUGUGGAAGGUGUCAUGACGGCGCAUAUGGGGCAACACAAUCUGAGGCCCCAUUCAAUUGUGUUUUCUAUUGAUGGCCUGUCAGCUAAAUUAACUCCAGGGAAAAUGAACAAAGAUUUCAUAGAGAAACUUAGUCAGCUGAAUGAAAGUCAGCAAAAUAAUUCUCAUAGUAGAAUUAUUGGCACCAACAAAAAUGACAACAAAGAUAAACAAACAGUAUCAACAAGAAUGUUGCCUGAUGUAAGUGAUGCUGGUGGUUUUGAAUCCAGUGAUGAUGCAGGAGUUAUAACAUACAAUUCAACCACAAAAAUAACCAAAAAUGGGAAGAGGAAGUUAAGCAGCUCUUCCAACCAUGAUGAAAAUUCUCUCCCCAUUGCUUGGAAUCCCAAGCCUAAAAAAAGGAAGGAUGAAAACCCAGUCAAAUGCUUACUAUGUUCCAAGCAAUGUGAAAGUGCUGCACUUCUUAGAGAACAUUCAAAAAUCCACACUGUUGGGUUAAAAAGCCAGUAUGAAGAUUCUACUGAUGGAUAUAAAGAAGAUCAAGAUACAUAUGUGGGACUUGGAUAUGAACCAGAUGCGCAAAGUAACAGUUCCUCCCCAGUCUUUCCAUCAUUCAGUGAUGAAGUUUUAUCCCCCUUUCCCUCAACAUCUCAAAGCAGUAAUGAAGACAAUGUAGAAUGUAUGAAGAGCAAUGAUCACGGGUAUGGCUUUAUUACAAAAAACACUCCAACACUACAACCUUCAAAAACAAAAGGGCUCAAAAGACAACUUGAUUAUGCUUCCAAUAAGCCUGGUAAAGAUUGUAAUAAUCAUGGGGAGAUUGAGACUGGUACUAUGGCAGACAAAAAUGAUCGAAGUAGUACACAUAAACAAAGAUCCACCGAUGACAGACCAGCACCAAGUGGUCCAACUACAACCAAUGAGGCAAAUUUAAGACAAGAAAAGAAAAAAGAAAUUGAUACAGCAUUUAAAGAAGUAAAAGACAAGCUUAGGGAUAUAAGUUAUGGAAGGAUUGCAUACUGGAGACACAAAAAGUAUUUGCGUGGACAAGCAUCCAGAAUGGAUCUAGUUCACGAUGCUGCUAAUUUAUCAAAGGAUUAUAAUGAAAGUGAAAAGGAAUAUGUCAUGACUCUACUUCAAGCAGUCAAAGCACCAAUGAUAGAGCGAAACAAGCAAGAUGACUAUCGAUUAUUAGUACUGAUGCCAGUAGUCAUUGUACACAUUGCUGCAGAAAAAGAGAAAUGCGAAACAGAUGAAGAUUCUGAAGGAGGAAAAUUGAAAGCUGAUGAGCAAAAAUCCCCCCCUGAAGAUAUAAGUUUCAUAAUGUCUCCCACGCCAGAUGAUCUAUGUAUUGGACACUGGGUGGUGCUACCUGUAAAAGGGGAAGGCAAUAGCAUCCCCUGGAUAGGAAAGAUUAUAAGAAAAGCAAAACACACUAUAACAUUUGAAUGGGGUGAUAAAGCCAUGAAUGACCAAACAAAAUGGGUUGUAGGGUGCUCACAACCAAAAACCGCUUCAGUCAAAGUAAAAACCAUACUUGCAUCUUUUCCCUUUUCUAACUCUCAAAGCCCUUUUGCAUUUCCUAAAAGAAUUGAAAAAUUAAUGUAUGAAAUUUCAAAUAUUCCAAAACAUAAAUAUUUAUAAUUAUCACAAAAGCUUCCAC
Molecule: messenger RNA, 1665 nt
Organism: Owenia fusiformis
Lineage: Eukaryota; Metazoa; Annelida; Polychaeta; Sabellida; Oweniidae
Source: the annotation of a GenBank genome assembly